This is a messenger RNA of Coffea eugenioides, 858 nucleotides long. RefSeq lists its product as uncharacterized. The record is from RefSeq and is a predicted model, not a curated record. The transcript is spliced from 2 exons. The coding region runs from base 1 to 858 and encodes 285 amino acids. NCBI's taxonomy places the organism in Eukaryota, Viridiplantae, Streptophyta, Magnoliopsida, Gentianales, Rubiaceae.
AUGAAAGACAUGGAGACUCGCAUGAGUCAGAUGGCAACCGCCAUUAAUCGCCUGGAGUCCCACGUCUAUGGGAAACUGCCAUCGCAACCUGAGGCAAAUCCCAAAAAUGUGAGUGCAAUGACAUUAAGGUGUGGCAAGGAAGUGGAGGGGCCAAGGGUCACGGACUUGAAAAGUAAAAGUGAAGACAAGAUCGAAAAGGAGAUAGAGGAAGAAGGACACAUUCGUGGAGGUCCUGGGGUUGGCAAAGACGAAAGAAAGGCAGAGAAGGAAAAAGAGAUUUUAGAGUGUUCAAAAAAGUGGAGAUCAACAUCCCUUUUGGAAGCAAUCAAGCAGGUGUCGAAGUAUGCUAAAUUUCUCAAGGAUCUAUGCACCCAUAAGAGGAAAUUGAGAGGGGACGAAAGAGUAGCGGUGGGAGAGAAUGUGUCAGCAAUGCUCCAAAGAAAGCUUCCACCCAAGUGUGGAGAUCCAGGUAUGUUCACGAUCCCCUGUAAGAUAGGGAAUAUACCGAUCAGGAAAGCAAUGUUAGAUUUAGGGGCGUCAAUCAAUGUGAUGCCAAAAACCAUUUUUGCUUCUCUAAAUCUUUGGCCACUUAAAGAAACAGCCAUCAUAAUCCAACUAGCUGAUCGCACAAAUGCAUAUCCAGAGGGGCUAGUUGAGGAUGUCUUGGUUCAGGUAAAUGAGUUAGUCUUUCCUGCAGAUUUUUAUAUCUUGGACAUGGGAGAUGAAAAAUCAUUAAACCCGUCACCUAUCUUGUUAGGUAGACCAUUUCUUAGCACUGCCAGGACUAAGAUAGAUGUGAAUGAGGGUACUUUGUCAAUGGAAUUUGAUGGUGAAACUGUGAAUUUCAAUAUUUUUUAG